Messenger RNA from Letharia columbiana, 1119 nucleotides. RefSeq lists its product as uncharacterized. The coding region runs from base 1 to 1119 and encodes 372 amino acids. Lineage: Eukaryota; Fungi; Ascomycota; Lecanoromycetes; Lecanorales; Parmeliaceae. The record is from RefSeq and is a predicted model, not a curated record. The transcript is spliced from 2 exons.
AUGGAUCAAGCAAGCGAUAGCCAGCAGGCUACGGGAAAUCAUCCAUCGGCUGAUUGGACAAGUCAGCUCGUAAAAUGGCCUUGCAGUGACACGUCCACGAAAGCUCUCAAGAAGCUUGCCUGUGUCCGUGAGCUUACUCUACGUCACCGCCGCGUUGAUCUGAACUUCAAACCCAAGAAAAAUCAAGAAGCGGCUUUGGGACAGAUCUGUGGGGAGCUUGCACUUGCAGCAUGUCGACGCUGUGUAAACGAUAAAGGGCCGUUCGUGGAAUGUGUUGUUGUUAGGGGUAGUUUCGCCAAAUCGUGCUGCAACUGUCAUUACAGCUCACAGGGACUAUCAUGUUCUUUCCGAGGCAUAGAGUCAGUCCCUAUUUUAUCGACGCCGAAUGGGCUGAAUGCCACCAGUAGAAUCUUGGAUGAGCAAGCAAAACCUGCACAGAUGGCAAAUUAUCAGCCUGGACCUUCGGCGGUUCUCGCAGGACCACAAGUUUCACAGUCCGACAACAACUCCGUCUCAACACGGCUCAGAUCUAAGAAGGACGACCUCCGAAAGCGGCCCAAUUUCAGCGCAAACUUUGCCUUUCCACGGACGGUUGUCGGUGUUACAACCAAUGAGCCACUCACUCGCAAGCGUCAAUGGCAGGAGACCACAACUACUGGUCCCGCACUAGAACAAUGGCCGCCGGAGCGGGGAACUGACGCCGUCGAUCAACAGUCUGAGGAGACUGUUCUAUGCCUGAGGGAAGAGAUUCAGCGCCUAAGGCGUGAGAAAUCCGACCAGCAAGCUCGGCAACUUGCAUUGAUCAAAGGAUUCGUCUCUUCCGCUGCGGUGGUCGAGAUAGCUGUUGACGUCCGAGAGGCAGAGCUACGCUGCGGACUGAGAAACAUGAGUGGCACUCCUGAAGAGAUGCAAGAGCAAGCACAGCAGAUGAUUGACUUCUCGAAAGCUACCUCUUGGCAUGUGAGCAGGUUUGUCAACGAUAUGUUGGAGGAGCAACGAGUGUUUCUCUAUGACGAUCAGCAGAAGGCAAUGCGGCUUGAAUACGACAAGGCAGAGCCUAGCCAGGCAGUUACGGCUAUCAUCGAUGAAGAGCUGUCUUUCAUGACGAGACAUUCCUGA